Messenger RNA from Dichotomopilus funicola, 666 nucleotides. RefSeq lists its product as uncharacterized. Gene Ontology annotation, molecular function: actin filament binding. Gene Ontology annotation, biological process: regulation of actin filament polymerization; Arp2/3 complex-mediated actin nucleation. Bases 1 to 666 code for a protein of 221 amino acids. Gene Ontology annotation, cellular component: actin cytoskeleton; cytoplasm; Arp2/3 protein complex. The transcript has 2 exons. NCBI's taxonomy places the organism in Eukaryota, Fungi, Ascomycota, Sordariomycetes, Sordariales, Chaetomiaceae. The record is from RefSeq and is a predicted model, not a curated record.
AUGUCCAUCAUCCGCGAGCACACCCAAGCCACGCUGUCCGACGCCUGGCGCACGAUCGACAUCGACGCGCUCGACCCGGACUCGCCCGCCAACUUCGACACCGCGACCCUGCACACCGCGCUACCCGACAUAUCCGAAGCCGACGUCCGCCAGCUAACCGCACAGGUGCGCCAGCUGCUGCGCGGCGGCGACGCUGAGGGUGCCCUGCGUGGGUGUCUCGAGACGCCGGUGUACGCGACGAACACGGGGACGCCCGCGGCUGUGGCGGCGGCAGCGGAGAAUGGGAGUGGGAAUGAGUUGGCCCGGGAGGCGGCGCUGCAGACUGUGGUCGAGGUGUUGCAGAGUAUUAAGGCGAGCGAGAUGACGCCGAUGUUGCAGCGGAUUUAUGGGAGUCCGGGUGGGAGUGAGUGCUUGGAUGUGUUGAUGAAGUAUCUAUACAAAGGUAUGGCCGCAACAUCCGCCUCGGCCGGCGGUAGCGGCCCACGCACGCCCACACGCAUGACCCCGCAGCCAACCGGCUUCAGCCAGAUCGGCCCCCGCCCGGGCGCUGCCACCGAGUCGACGGGUGCCGCGAUGAGUGUACUGCUCAGCUGGCACGAGAAGGUGGUGGAGGUCGCGGGGCUUGGGUGCAUUGGUCGGGUCAUGACUGACUGGAGGAGGGUGUAG